AUAUAUCGCCGAAACGAGCGAUAGUCUUCCUCCUCUCCACUCCAUCCCAGAAUGAUUUAGGGCUAAACCCAACCACCCUCACCGUCUCCCCAGUCCCGAAUCCCCAACCCAAUCUGGUGCUCCGCCCGUCCUCCUCUCCGCAGAUUUGGCGGAAUUGAUCUGCGAUUCCUUUCUCAUCCAGAUCGCGGUUCCUGGUUCACAUCUAGGCAACACUAUUGUGAUGUUUUUAUCAAUGCAUGUCACGAGCACCUGAUCCAGUUCAUGUCUGAAGUCGAGUUCACAUUUGUUCUAUUCCCCGGCAGACAAAUUUCAAUAUCUCAGCUUUGCUAGUAGAGAUAUCCAUGUCUGACAACCAAAGUCAUUCCAGCAACUAUGCGAUCCUUGCCACUCAGCCAGAUGUGCAAUGCCUAGUUUGCACAAGGCCUUUUACUCUGGAUACUGAGGUGACAGAUAGCUUUGAAGCUUUAGCCAUAUGCAGGGAGUGCAAGAUGACUGUGCUUAGUGACAACAACAACAGAGAUGGGACUACCAGCACUUAUCGAGAAAGAAGACGAAGAAGGCCAAGAUCCAGGGCCGCAAGGCAUGAACCCAUUGAGGACACUUUCUCACAGCAGUUCUCCCAGUUGAUCAACUUAGCUAGACAAGGUCAUGAAGCAGAUAUUGAUUCUCCGACAGUUCCGCGUCAACAGGCAUCUUAUAGUUCUACACCAAACCGAUCCCAAAGAUGGCAUGCUUCAGAUGAUGAGAGUGAUGGUCUCAAUUAUGUCGAUUCUGUGUUUGGUGAAAUUGAAUCGAACAUCAGUUUUGGUGACUAUGAUGGGGAAUCGGAUGCUUCUCUUGAUCAACACACCACGAUGGGCAGGGAGAUUAUCAUUCAGCUUGACAGUGAGAGCUACAUGAACACAGAUACAGAUAUUGAUCCCAUGAAUGCUGGAAUGGACCGGUGGGAUUCAGAUGACCAAGAAGAUGAUGAAGAUGAGCAAUCAGAAGAGUCUGAUUUUGAUGAAGCAGUUGACACCACGCAGCAGCGCCGGCAGCAAUGGCACAACAUUGCCCCAAGUGGACUGAACGAGCAGGAAACUGAAGACGUUGUAUGGGCUUGGAGAACAGCAGGAAGUCAUGGAGUAAACAUGACUAAUUUGAGGGAAGACACGGAAGGGCCAGAAAUCAGGAGAGUUUUUAUUGGUAAUCCUGGUGAUUAUGUUGAUGCAAGACAGUUCGAAAUGCUUCUUGAGCAAUUUGCUGAGGACAACAAUUCCAGAAGAGGAGCUCCACCUGCAGCGACAUCCUUUGUUGAAAAUCUUCCAUCUGUGGUUAUCUCCACAAGCCAUGAGACAAACGGUGGUGUGACCUGUCCAGUCUGCAAAGAUCACAUGCCUAUCAGAACCAUAGCAAAGCAGCUACCAUGCAUGCAUCUAUAUCAUUCAUCAUGCAUCUUGCCAUGGCUUAGUUCUAGGAAUACAUGUCCAGUCUGCCGAUAUGAGUUUCCUACAGAUGACCCAGAAUAUGAGAGGUCCAAGCAAGCCACAACCAACGAGAGAGGCAUCCAUGGGGUGGAUCAUGCACAUCCGCAGGAAACUGCUGAAGAAAUUUCUGAUGAACCUGAGGUUGAAGGAGCUUUUAAUACACAUGGUGGUACAAUGGAAGAGACGAAUACGAGUGAACAUGCUGUUCAUGCUGCACAGCAGCCAAAUGGAGCACGUGGGCAUCAUAGAUGGCUGUUUAUUGCUGCAGCUCCAGUUGUAUCCCUUGUCAGUUUAGCUCUAGUUUUGUGCUUCACCAACCCUGCUAGCAAUGUUACAAGGCAACUGUGCCGUAGAUCCCAGAGUACCACUGGUGCACAUGUAGACAGAAGAAGUUGGUGGUCAAUGUUUUAAGUAUCCAGUACAUAUUUACUGAUACCAAAUUGCCGAGUGAUGGCGUGUGAUUGUUGCCAGUGUUGUGUGUGAAAGGGUUCGAGUUAGAUUUGAAGUUCAAACUUUUGUGUUUGCUGACGUUAUCCAUUGAGGUGUUCUUGUAACCAAGUUCAGAAGCCUAUUUCUUCAACAGCUUUGCUCAAAGCAUGUACUGAUGUUUGCCGUUGUUUAUCUGUUACCUGUGUGAUUGUUUUCGUAUGUCUGGUUACUUAGCCUGUAACUGUAAGUCUGUAACUAACACUCUGCUUGAAACUUUAACCAUGCGUUCUUCAGUAAGUGUCUUAACAA
Molecule: messenger RNA, 2204 nt
Organism: Phragmites australis (common reed)
Lineage: Eukaryota; Viridiplantae; Streptophyta; Magnoliopsida; Poales; Poaceae
Exons: 2
Coding region: 342-1877 (511 amino acids)
Biological process (GO): protein ubiquitination
Cellular component (GO): cytoplasm
Molecular function (GO): ubiquitin protein ligase activity
Source: RefSeq, a predicted model, not a curated record